AUGGCGGACGUCGCCACGUGUGCAGCUCCGCCGAUAGACCACACGCAUUUGCACCAGCACGCGCAGCUCUCGCAGCACCAUUCCCCCCAGCAGCAGGGAGCAGUCGCGGAAUCGCGCGGAGGCCACUUGACCCGCCGACUGCUAAGCCUCGCCUUGCCGCUCCGCGCUUCUGCCAAGCGCACCAUGCCGCCCGGCGAUUCGCCCAGGCGUCGCUGGGUGGUGGAAGUGCCUCUGUCCACCGCUCUCAACGCCACCGACCGCGAGUCGACGGCGGCACUGGGUCGAUGCGUUGAGGACGCGUGGACUGUGGUGCAGCGCGCCGUUGCUGACGUGGCUCGGCAACAAGCCACGUCGCAGGUGGUACUGGUGCUGGUGGCGGUGGUGCCAUCGUCGGCCGCGAGAAUUCCCGGCGAAGGGGAUAGGGGGGAGGAGGGGAAGCAAGGCGGCGAGCGCGAGGGGGAGGAAGGAUUUGAGGCGUGGGUGGUGCAGCGCGUGCUCCGACCGCUGGUGCAGCGAGCGACACGAGCCAAGGUGCUGGCCGCCUUCCACGUGGAAAGGGCAGCGUCGCAGGGCGGAGCUAGCAGUUCACGUUUGCCACAUCAGCAGCAGCGUGUGCACGGCGUGUGUGCUGCUGCGCGCCACUUCGACGCCGAGCGCGUGUACCUGCCAUCCAACCUCUUCACCGCAUCCAACUCCGUGGACUCCGCCGCUGAAUCUUCCGCCGAAUCCGCCGCUUGCCAAGCUUCACAGGCAGCAGAAUCGCCCCGCGCAGCCCUCGCGCCUCCCCCUGACGGUCGUGGUGGUGGUGGUGGUGGUGGUGGUGGUGGCGCUGCUGCUGCUGGCUCUGCACGUGGCGCUUUGGGCGAGGAGGGAGGACGGCGCGGGUGGGCUCGGAGUGGAAGUGUCCCCGCUGCUAUCGCACGGCCGCGCCCGCAGCAGCCGACCGCACAGGGGCCGACGAUGCGGCAAGGCCAGGGGCAGGCGCAACGGAUGGGGAGAGAAGCAGGCGGAAGCGGCGCAGGAUCAGCGGGGGAGAUUGCUUCCGCUGAGCGGAUGCGUAGGGCGCAGGAGGAGCGCGGUGCGGUAAUGAGAGGCGACGGCGGUGACAGGGUGGGGCUGGGGGAAGGCGAUGGAAGGGUGGCGGGGGGGAACGGCGGAAGUGCGCAGUGGCGCUUACAGAACUCCGCCAUGCCGCUGCAGCGCCGCGCGGGGGGAGGGGCGCACGACGGCAGCGGCGCGACUCGUAGUGCUGAGCGGGAACAGCCUGUGCCAGGACCCACGUUAGCGGAUAGGCAGUCGGGGGCAGGGAACUCAAGGAGUGGGCCACUGCCGGCUGUGCCGCCAGCAGAGCGCGGUGCUGCUGGCGGUGCGGGGCAGGGGCGGAGAGGAGGGGAGGGCGCGGGAUGGAUUCGCGGGGGCACGGGUGGCGAGCAGGAUAGAGAGGGCGGAGUAGUGAGACAGGCAGGCGGCGCUGGGCAGUCGGCAGGGGGCGCGCGGUCGGGGCCAAUGCAGCUGCUGGGUGCCGCCACGCAAGGGUGGUCGCAACCUGGGAAGCAGCAGCUGCAGCCGCAGCAAGGCGCAGGCCACGGCAUGCCGUCGCCCCUCUCCUCCCCGUCCCCCGCCUACCCCGCCUUCGUACCCGCCAGCCACACCAUGCCGAUAGGGCCGUCGCCCCCAGGCCACGCCAUCCCCCCCUCCGUCUCCGCUCCCCCGGGUGCCCCCAUGCCGGCUCCAUGCGCGGCCACCGCGCCCGCCACCCCUCCGCACGCCGCACAGCGCGUAACAGGGUCAGGCAGUGGCAGUAUCAGCGGCAGGUAUGGUGAAGAGAAUAUGCCUGUCAAUCCUGCAGCAGCAGCCGCAGCAGGUGCUAGUGCAGGCGUGACAGCAUACCACUCCCCCGCCACCACUCCUCCUUCUCUUUCUCCUUCCCCGUCGACCCUCACGGCCCCCCGAUCCCCCUGGUCUCUCCCGCGCGCUCCCCGCCUCCCCGCCGCCACGCCGCUCCCCGCCGCGCCUCCGCCGGUGGUGAAGGAGCGCGCCAAGGGCGGGUUGUUCCAGCGCCGCCACCUCAAGCGCGGCGGCAGCGAGGGCUGCCGCAGCGUUCUCGACGCCGUCGCUGUAGCCUCCUCCGCCCGCUCCCCCGCCGUUCCCCCUUCCGCGCAUUCCUCCUCCGUGCUCCCCAUCUCCCCCAUUUCGCCUCACACAUUCUCCGCCUCACUCUCCGCCGCCGUCUCCCCCAUCCGCGCAUCGCUCUCCCCGGAUCCCUCCACCUCCGCGGGCGCGGCACCUGGCGCGCUCAUAUGGGGCGGGGAAGUGUUUCCGCAUGGGGCGUGGAGCGGAGGUGGCGCGGCAGGAGUGACAGGGGAAGGGGUGAGCGAGGAGCGCGAGAAAGGGGAGCGGGAGAUGGCAGGGCGGCAGCUGGUGGUGCAGGUGCGGGAGGUGGAAAAGGGGGAGGGUGGGCGCAAGGGGCCAGGGGAGGGCGAGAAAGCACGAGAGGUGGUGGCGGCGGCGGCGGCGCGGCGGUGGUUGAUGGAUGAAUUGGCGGCGCUGGGCGUGGACAGCGGGGAGGAGAGCGGGGCGGGGGAGGGGGAGGAGGAGGGGGAAGGGGAGGGCGCAAGGGAGAAGGGCGCGCGGGAGCGGGGCGUGCGAAGUGAGCGGGCUGGAGAGACGCGUGGUGAGCCGACGGUCGCCCACCAGAGAGCAGUGGGCGGACGAGGUGAGUCCCUGCUGCUGCUGCUGCUGCUGCGCCUCCCCUCCCUCCCGGCUCCCUUUCCCCUUCCCCUCCCCCCUUUUGCUGGCGUCUCCACUCUGUGCGCCGCACUCUCGCCCCCACGUGCACACCCUUGCUCCUCAGCCAUGUCUGUACCUCCAGUCCCCUUCCCCCGCCCCCACGGACCUCAUCUCCCCCAUGUCUCCCUCUCCUUCCCCUCUCCCCUCCUUGCCUUUCCCCCCACUUUCCUCUCCCCUCACUUUCCCCCCGUCCCCUCCUCUCCCCCGUCCGUGCCGUUACAGCGUAAUCCCAGCCGUCUAUCGCGCUCCUCGCUCUCCCUGCCGCGCCACUCCGUGCCACUGCCCGCCCAAGUGAACCCCCCAGCACCCGCGCCUGCCGCCAGCUCCUUCUCGGGUCCGCUUCGCCUGGGCGCCGCCAAUACCGCGGGCAGCGCGGGCGCCGCCAGCAGCGCGGGGCAGACGGGCGGCGGGCGCAGGGGAGCGACAGGGCGAAGGGGGAGCGGGAAGGGAGGGGACGGGGAUGGUGGCGGGGGUGCGUCCACCACGUUGCUUGAGCGCCCGCCCUCCCCCGCUCCCUGGGUCCCUCGCCCCGGCCAAUCGUCCGCGCGCCUCGCGCGCACCAGCAGCUCCAUCUCCUCUGCUGCGCGCCCGCCCUGCGCUGCUGCCCCGGGGGGGCGACCUGGGGGGAGCGUGGGCGGGAGCGCAGGCGGAAACACAGGCGGAAACCCAGGCGGGAGCAUGGGGGGGGGCAUGGGGACAAACAUGGGGGGAGCAUGA
Messenger RNA from Closterium sp. Naga37s-1, 3507 nucleotides. NCBI's taxonomy places the organism in Eukaryota, Viridiplantae, Streptophyta, Zygnematophyceae, Desmidiales, Closteriaceae. The record is from the annotation of a GenBank genome assembly.